Suricata suricatta (meerkat) is the source of this 785-nucleotide messenger RNA. Its product is annotated as protein C19orf12 homolog. The record is from RefSeq and is a predicted model, not a curated record. Lineage: Eukaryota; Metazoa; Chordata; Mammalia; Carnivora; Herpestidae. The transcript has 3 exons. Bases 222 to 647 code for a protein of 141 amino acids.
GGGGGCCGGAGUCGGGCGGAUCUGGGUCUCCCCGGCGGGGACGCGGACUGCUGGCUGCCUCCCAGGGGGGACGAGCCUCCGUGCGCAGGCGCCGCGCGGGUGAGGCCGGGCCGGGAGGCCUGCGGGCUGCCGGGCCCAGCGAGAAGGUGCCUGGGUGUUCAUUUUCCAUGUGAAGACACUGAGGCACGGGGAGGCUGACGUCACACCAGAAGUGUGCCAAGAUGCCCAUCCUGGUAGGAGACGUCAUGAAGCUGCUCUGCUCCAUCUCUGAGGAGAGGAAGAUGAAGGCGGCCAUCAAGCACUCUGGGAAGGGCGCCCUGGUCACAGGGGCCAUGGCCUUCGCCGGGGGCAUGGUUGGAGGCCCACCUGGAAUAGCUGUUGGGGGUGUCGUCGGGGGUAUAUUAGGUGCAUGGAUGACAAGUGGACAGUUUAAGCCAAUUCCGCAGAUCAUAAUGGAGCUGCCGCCUGCAGAGCAACGGAAGCUCUUUAAUCAAGUCACCACCAUCAUCGGGCACCUUGAUUGGAUGGACGCCGUGCAGCUGACCACACUGGUCAUGGGCAGUGAGGCCCUGAAGCAGCAGCUGCUGGCCAUGCUGGUGAACUAUGUCACCAAGGAGCUCCAGGCUGAAGUCCAGUACGAUGACUAGGUCGUUCCUCCUGGGAUGCGGGAGUCUCAGGCACAUGAUGCAGACUCACAGAAGGGGACCGGGGGUUGGGAAAGCCUCACAUCAGUGUAUUACCUUAGAUGGAAUGAAAUCUGCCGGAGAGGCUACUGCUAUGCUCUA